Neurospora tetraspora is the source of this 750-nucleotide messenger RNA. RefSeq lists its product as uncharacterized. Gene Ontology annotation, cellular component: membrane. Gene Ontology annotation, molecular function: phosphotransferase activity, for other substituted phosphate groups. The coding region runs from base 1 to 750 and encodes 249 amino acids. The transcript is spliced from 4 exons. Gene Ontology annotation, biological process: phospholipid biosynthetic process. The record is from RefSeq and is a predicted model, not a curated record. Lineage: Eukaryota; Fungi; Ascomycota; Sordariomycetes; Sordariales; Sordariaceae.
AUGUCGAAACGGCCGAGCCAUGCGUCGGUCGCCAAUGGCGCCGCAACCCAGGACGACUCAACCUCCGCCGCUGUUACCGAGUUCGAUCGCUCUCACGACAAGCAGAAAAUUCUCUUCUCUACAGAUGCGGGGCACUUCUCUCUGAUCCGCGCGAUGCACCUCGCGGAUCUCAUUACUGAGUUGAAUGGCCUUUGCGGUAUUCUCUCCCUCUUCUCCUCUUUGCGGUACUGCCUUGGCGACCCCGCCGACAAGACCAACCUCUACUACGCGCUUGCCUUCCUCCCCUUCGGCCUGUUUUUCGAUUUCAUGGAUGGCAAGGUAGCGCGUUGGAGGAAGAAGAGCAGCAUGAUGGGCCAAGAGCUGGACUCGCUGGCUGAUCUGAUCUCCUUCGGCGUCUCUCCCGCCGUCGUCGCCUUCGCCAUCGGUAUCCGCACCCCUCUCGACCAUCUCUGCCUCGGCUUCUUCAUCCUCUGCGGCCUCACCCGCCUCGCCCGCUUCAACGUGACCGCGACCGCCAUCCCGAAGGACGCCAACGGCAAGGCCGCCUACUUCGAGGGCACGCCGAUCCCCACGACGCUCGGUCUGGACGCCAUCAUGGCCUACUGGGUGUCAAAAGGCUGGAUCCAUGACUCGCUUCCGUGGGGUACCAUGUUCCAGGGCACCGCGCUCGAGUUCCACCCUAUUGUGCUCAUCUUUAUGAUCCACGGGUGCUUGAUGACGAGCAAGACCAUUCACAUUCCCAAGCCUUGA